AUGGCGCAAGUUUCAAACUCCUCGACCAUUGGCAACACAUCGCACAACAUCCGCGAGGACAAGUCCAGCCCCGCCGAGAACCUUUCACACCCCCCUGCACGCAAGGUGGCCGGCCAACGUCAUCCUGUGAUUCAUCACCAUUACCAUCCCGAGCCAGUGGAUCAUGAUGCGCACGGCCCCGAGGCCAUGCACGACCCAUCCACGGGUAAUCCUUCACAGGACCUGAACCUGCGACAAGAGGCUAUUAAGAAACAGUCUGACAAGCUGGAAAAGCUCAACAAGGAGGCCCCUCGUGCCCAGCUGAACCGACUCCGCCACGAUCCCACGAAUGCCGAGCAUUCUGGCCAGCCCCACGCCCUCAAGUCGGAGAAGCUGCAGCGUGCUCAGAUUGGCGGCAAGGGCGCGCCCAUCAUGGAUCAUCACCGUAUGAACCACAUGCACAAGCAGCGCACUGGCAAGUAA
This is a messenger RNA of Monosiga brevicollis MX1, 462 nucleotides long. RefSeq lists its product as uncharacterized. The transcript is spliced from 3 exons. NCBI's taxonomy places the organism in Eukaryota, Choanoflagellata, Craspedida, Salpingoecidae. The record is from RefSeq and is a predicted model, not a curated record. Bases 1 to 462 code for a protein of 153 amino acids.